UACAUACCAGUGCGCUGUCAGCCAACAACAACAUACUAAAGUGUUUGCCACAUAUGCAACCACUUUAUACAAACAUAUGACUUAACUAACUAACUGUCCAUCACUACUACACCUGAACCGUAACCAUACAUAGGAUAGGACUGACUGACUGACCACUUGGACUGACUGAUUGUCCGGUUGACUGAAGACAGAAGAACUAUAGUUGUUAGUGUCUGACCCGCGAUGUCGUCGUCGUCGGCCGAAACUAUGGAUGAACUUAAAGCCCGAGUCCGACAAUUGGAAAAACAGUUGGCCGACGAACGACUGCUGGCCAAUCGGUCAUCAAUUAAUGACAGCUCUGUUGGCGGCCGGCAAAAGAUCGAAACGAUGAGCUCCGAAGUGGUCGACUCUAAUCCGUACAGUCGACUAAUGGCACUGAAGCGGAUGGGAAUUGUUGACAACUAUGAGCGGAUCCGCGACUUUACCGUAGCCGUAGUGGGCGUCGGCGGUGUAGGUUCGGUAACAGCCGAAAUGCUGACCCGAUGCGGUAUCGGUAAGCUGUUACUGUUCGACUACGAUCGGGUCGAGUUGGCCAAUAUGAAUCGGCUGUUUUUCCAGCCCCAUCAGUCGGGUAUGUCGAAAGUAGAGGCCGCCCGGGCAACGCUGGCCAAUAUCAAUCCCGACGUUGAAUUUGAAACCUAUAACUAUAAUAUAACGACUGUCGACAACUUUGACGACUUUUGCGGCCGAAUCAAGACCGGCGGUAUCGACAGCGGCGGCGGUAAACGUCCAGUAGAUCUAGUGUUGAGUUGUGUGGAUAACUUUGAGGCCCGAAUGGCCAUCAAUACGGCCUGCAAUGAACUGAAUCAGAUUUGGUUCGAGUCGGGCGUCAGCGAAAAUGCCGUUUCCGGACACAUUCAGUUUGUCAAACCGGGAGAAACGGCCUGUUUUGCGUGUGCGCCGCCACUUGUGGUCGCAUCGAAUAUCGAUGAAAAAACAUUGAAAAAAGACGGCGUAUGUGCGGCCAGUUUGCCGACAACUAUGGGCAUUGUGGCCGGUUUUCUUGUCCAAAAUACAUUGAAAUAUUUGCUCGGCUUCGGUACGGUUAGCCGCUAUCUCGGCUACAAUGCAUUGGACGACUUUUUUCCCACUCUAUCGAUGCGUCCGAAUCCCGGCUGCGACGACAGCUAUUGCCGUCGGCGACAGCAAGAGUUCGAUGCAUUGCCAAAACCGUUGCCGACGGCUACCGAUACUAUGGCCUCAGCCGCUGAUAUUGUACACGAAGACAACGAUUGGGGUAUUUGUUUAGUAGACGAAUCGGUAGCGACUGUGGAGAACCUAGAGAUUGGUUCGUCGGGUGUAAAACUGGCGUACAGUCAGCAGCCGAUUACCGCCGCCGCCGAUGAAGUAGUAGAGACCCAAUCAGCCAAUAAUGAUGACCAAACAUUAGAAGAAUUAAUGAAACAAAUGAAACAAUUAUAAUAUAUUCAAAAAUAUAUCAUAAAAACAAUUUUUGAAAUAAUUUCCAGUAUUUUUAUUAUUAUUAUUAAUAAAUUUUUUAAUUAUGUAUACUAUCGGUAAUAAUUAAAUAAUAAUAAAUUUUUUAUUUUUUUUAAUUACGAGAGUAAAAAUUGCAUCCAAUUUUCAAUUUUGGUUUUUUUUGUUUAAUAAUAUACUAUUGUUUUGUUUGUUUUUAAAAUCAAUUGGAAGUUAAAUAUAUAGUGUUUAUACUGUAUAUAUUUGUAUGUAUUUUGUUGUUUUUUAAUGUUGUAUAAAAUAAUUACAAUUGUUUAAUAUUAUUAUUAAUAAUAUGUUUCGAUAAUAUAAUUCAAAUUUUUUUUUUUUAUAAAUUUUAAUUAAACCCAAUCU
Oppia nitens is the source of this 1848-nucleotide messenger RNA. RefSeq names its product ubiquitin-like modifier-activating enzyme 5 (gene Uba5). The coding region runs from base 223 to 1461 and encodes 412 amino acids. Gene Ontology annotation, molecular function: UFM1 activating enzyme activity. Lineage: Eukaryota; Metazoa; Arthropoda; Arachnida; Sarcoptiformes; Oppiidae. The record is from RefSeq and is a predicted model, not a curated record. The transcript has 4 exons. Gene Ontology annotation, biological process: protein ufmylation. Gene Ontology annotation, cellular component: cytosol; cytoplasm.